Penicillium canescens is the source of this 1635-nucleotide messenger RNA. RefSeq lists its product as uncharacterized. The transcript has a single exon. Bases 1 to 1635 code for a protein of 544 amino acids. The record is from RefSeq and is a predicted model, not a curated record. Lineage: Eukaryota; Fungi; Ascomycota; Eurotiomycetes; Eurotiales; Aspergillaceae.
AUGUCGAGAAACACUACACGAUCAAUUGCCAGCACCGGUAGCGAGUCGGUCGGGAGUAUUCGACAACGAUCCUUGCCCGCUCGCGGAGAGCGUCCGGCCUCGAAUCCUGCAUCUUACAGCGGAGAUAAUUCUGACACGGCCCUACCCUCAAUGGAAUUCCACCCUCCACCGACGAUGGCACAUCGCAGAACGGGAAGCACUUUGAAAACAGUCAUGCGCAAGAUCUUCAACCGGAAACGACAAAGCCAGACCGAUGGAUUGGAAGAGACCCCCUACGAGUCGACAUUUUCAACACUACCGGCCAGGAGGUCUGGGCCUACAGGUACUAGGAGACCAUUCUUGGCUGUUCCUCCUCCUUUGAACCUGAAUUCGAAUCGGAGUAGUCCACUAUCUGCAGAGAACCUCCAGCUCGCAGAGACCCAUCUCUCUCCGCUCUCUCCACUAUCUCCAGCCUCCUUGGGCGGGUCCUUACCGGGUGCUAUGCCGCCGCGCCGGCGACGUGCGACACUUCCUAGUAUUAUAUUUUCCGAUGAUGAAUCUCGGUUUGCUGUGGCUUCAGCAAUCUCUGACCCCCAUGAGGAUAGAGCUUUCGCGCCAGAUCAGCGAAGACAUAGUUUGCUCUCGGAUAGAAUAUCAAGGAGCGCAGAGGCCAUGCGCGAACUCGAGCAACCGCCGCCAGUCCCUGCUUGGUCACCUCCGCCGCCAGUCGAUGCUUGGCCACCGCGCACAACAUCCGCUCCAGGUUCAACCUCCCAGUCAAGAUCCCCACAGGGUGAAAGCUCCAACAGCGGUCAGUCUGCCAGACCAUCCACUGGCACUACCGUAACAAGUGUGACUCGAGACUCUGCUGCCCCUUCCCUAAUUAGCUCCGACCAACGCCCUGAGCCGGUUACUACACCGCCGAAUGUGGCCAGUUUCGUCAACACUAUGCAACAGGACGACAGCGUCACCCUAGACCAGCGCCUGACCACCCUGGAGGUGAAGAUGAUUGACCUAGAAUUCGCCAUUGCACGAAUGCAAACAUCUCCCACAGACAGCUCCAUGGACAAGGCCUCUCGUCCAAGACCUCUCCAACAUGCAGACUCAUUCCCACCCCAAACACACAAUAAAUCACCAAGGCUCCGACCUGCAACAGACAGCAGUGACUCCCCAAGUCCUCUCCCUAACAUCGAUUACCGCCCUUCGAGCACGAGCACAAUCCGCCAAGACACCUUGAACGCGCGGACGCUCCGCCCCGCCCCAUCAGCAACCUCCCUAUCGGACUACCAGGGUGUCUCAAUUGAGCAAUACAGCACACUGGUCACGCUACUCCGACGUGAGCAGACCGCCCGCAGGAACCUGGAAAGCCAAGUCACUGGUUUGAGAGACGAUAUCCGUCAUCUGCAGCGUGCAGCCCUCGAGUCUAUACAGGCAGGCACGAUGCAGCCAGCACAUACAAUGGAUUCAGAGGAGUUCAUCCGCUUCCGCCGCGCUCUCGAUGACUCGGGGACUUCUUCACCUCUACGCUCAGAUGAUAAACAGUCCACCAUCGACAGUGACCCUGACUGGGAUCGAUCGGAUAUCUACUCCCGCGAUGAUCCAUUCGGACAUCCCAAAUGGGAGCGUCAGCGGAUUGUGACAGCUCCCAUGAUUUGA